Molecule: messenger RNA, 1374 nt
Organism: Talaromyces amestolkiae
Lineage: Eukaryota; Fungi; Ascomycota; Eurotiomycetes; Eurotiales; Trichocomaceae
Exons: 1
Coding region: 1-1374 (457 amino acids)
Biological process (GO): regulation of DNA-templated transcription
Molecular function (GO): DNA-binding transcription factor activity, RNA polymerase II-specific; zinc ion binding
Source: RefSeq, a predicted model, not a curated record
AUGGUUGGUACCCCAAAGAGUAUGGGCUGUGGAACAUGCCGCAAGCGCAAGGUUAAAUGCGGAAAAGAAUGGCCAGCGUGUCGAAACUGUAUCUCCGCCGGGUGGGAAUGUGAUGGAUAUGUCAAGAGGUGGAAGUUUGUUGAAGAAGAAUCGCGUUUGGCUGCGCAAUAUGGGGGGAAGAAAAGGUAUCUCUUGGAAGGGGCUACUUGGGAUGCGAUCCCUAGGAUCAAGCUAAGCAAGCCGGAUUCGGCCUACAAUGCUGAAGUAAACGAGGAGUAUGUGGUAGGAGAUCAGUCCUUCCAAGUCUCGAUAUCCCGUCUGCCAGCUUCACAGGCAGAGAAACAGUGUAAUAUUCUACUACACAUCCUUACGGAUCCAAAUGGUCGACAAGCGUUUCCCCUUCGAUCGCAUGGCGAGUUUUAUCAGUUCAUCCCAAACCGGCUGGGAAGAAACACUGCUCUUGACGACGCCGUCUCCUGUCUAUGUGCAAUCUAUGAAGACACGCGCCGGCAAUUGUUAGCGAGUUCACCUGGCACGAUCAAGCUCUACAGUAGAAGUCUGAACUCACUGCGGCAAUGCGUGCAAGUGGCAGCGACACGCUUGGAACCUGAAACGAUCGCUUCUUCACUAAUGCUCCAGCUCUGUGAGCUCAUGAUCAGCUCGGAUAACGGACGAUGGAACAACUUGUCAAGCGGCUCAAAACUCUUGAUCCAGGAACUCGGCCCUGAAAGCUUCGAUCGGCCUUUUGAACGAGCUAUGUUGGAGUCGCAGCGAGCAUUUUUCCUCGUCCAGGACAUGAGCCGCCGUCAGAAAUGUUUCCUAUCCAAGCCACAGUGGCGAGAAUUGCCCAAGCAACCUGGUAAAGGCCGUCUGGAUCAUAAGUCAGCAAGUCUUCGGUGGAGAUCUGAGCUUUGCGAUCAGGUACUUGAUGUACCGGAGCUUUUGUGCGAGUGCGCAAGCCUUGUCAGUAUCCGACAAGCAGAUAGUAUACAUAGUUUUGGAGACCAACCUAAGUAUCAAUAUCUCUUCGACCGGCUAGUCGAGGCUUACAAUUCAUUAGAGCAGUGGUAUAAAAAAGACCUCGCUCCGGCUCUUCCAUUGGCCGAUUCAGAAGGCUAUAGAGAGUAUCCGGAUGUCCUUUCAGCUAUUGUCGACUGCGUCUCGACAUCCAUUCUCGUUCAACUACAGAGGUUUGGCUUUGAGCUUUUCUCGUUGUUCGACAUCACAGCACCAGCAAGUGGGCUUCCAUUUUCUAAUGAAGUUUUUAUUGAGAGGCAUACAACUUCACUCAAGGCAUACGAAUUCGUUAAAAGGUUCCCAGUGGCUGCAAAGCCACUUAAAUUUGGACUAGAACAAAUUUUGUCACCCGGAUAA